This is a messenger RNA of Rangifer tarandus platyrhynchus (Svalbard reindeer), 618 nucleotides long. The record is from the annotation of a GenBank genome assembly. Lineage: Eukaryota; Metazoa; Chordata; Mammalia; Artiodactyla; Cervidae.
AUGCCCGGGAGAGGGAAGUCAGUCCUUCUGCCUGUCAGCCUGUGCGGCUACGCGCGGCGCGGCGCGGCUCUCACCGAGGCGGCGGCGGCGGCUCCGGCAGCAUCGCUCCCCCCCCACCCCCCCGGCUCUCCCCGCAGCCGCGGCGGCCGCGGGGCUGGGCUGCGAGGGAGGCGGGCUUCGGCGCGCAGCCAGGGGCGGGCGGAGCCAAUCACGGGCGCCCGAGUGGGCGGGGGCGGAGGGUGGGGGAGGCGGGGCGCCCCCGACCGGGCACCCGGCGCUGCUCCGCGGGCCCGAGGGAUCCCAGGCAGCGGCGCGCCGGGGCCCGGGGCGGAGUGCUCGCGGGUGUGUCCAUCCGUCCGUCCGCCGCCCCCGCCCGCCCCCUGCGGUGGCUCCCGGCUUGCCCAGCUCGGCGGCCGCGCCCGGCAGAUGCGCGGCGCUUGGUCCCGGCCUCCUGCGCCCCGGGCCUCCCGGCCCCGCCGGCCGGAGCUCGGCGGACGGGACAGAGGCGAGCUCCCCGGCCGCGCUCAACACCUGAGGAAACUGGCGGAAAAGUUUGAGAACGAGAAGUCCAAUCGUCUUCCAGCUUCCGCCCUCCCUAUGACACUCCAGCCACGGUAA